Molecule: messenger RNA, 952 nt
Organism: Pecten maximus
Lineage: Eukaryota; Metazoa; Mollusca; Bivalvia; Pectinida; Pectinidae
Product: histone H1-beta, late embryonic-like
Exons: 1
Coding region: 21-575 (184 amino acids)
Biological process (GO): chromosome condensation; negative regulation of DNA recombination; nucleosome assembly
Cellular component (GO): nucleosome; nucleus
Molecular function (GO): structural constituent of chromatin; double-stranded DNA binding; nucleosomal DNA binding
Source: RefSeq, a predicted model, not a curated record
AGGAUACUCAACUCGUCACCAUGAGCGCCGCAGCAGCAUCUCCAGCUAAAAAGGUCAAGAAGGCUAGCAAGCCUAAGGUUCCAGCAGCUCACCCAACAUACGCUGCUAUGAUUGCCUCAGCCAUUGGAGCUUUGAAGGAGAGAGGUGGAUCGUCCAAAAUCGCCAUUGCCAAGUACAUCAAUGCUAACUACAAAGUUGGUAACGACUCUACCAAGGUCAAUUCCCGAGUGAAAAUUGCUCUCAAAAGCUGCGUGAAGAAGGGGUCACUGAAGCAAGUUAAAGGCACUGGAGCUUCUGGCUCAUUCAAACUUGGAGAAAAGAAACCCACAGCAGAGAAGAAGCCUAAGGUAGCAGCCAAGAAAGUAAAGAAGCCAAAGGCAGCAGCCACAACGCAAAAGAAAGCAGCGGGUGAAAAGAAAGCCAAGAGUCCCAAAAAGACUGCCAAGAAAGCUGCCGCUAAGCCAAAGAAGGUUAAGACCCCCAAGAAACCAGCAGCAAAGAAGCCAGCAGCUAAGAAACCGGCAGCGAAGAAGCCUGCAGUGAAGAAAGCAGCCAAGAAGCCUGCCAAGAAGUAAACACUUAAGUGUUUGGUCAAAAUUGACCCCAUAUCCCAAAAAGUCCUUUUUAGGACUACCCAAUUUCCUCAAAAAACGUCUAAAUGACGUCUCGAUAAUUUGCGCAUUUUAUACAUCAUAUACAUUACAGUGCAACAAUCCAAACAAUGAACGCAAUCAUAUUGGUCUACUGCCUGGUUAAGUUCCUCGUGCGGAGCGCCAAACCCCUCCAGUAAACAAGAUUUUUUGUUUAUCUAACUAAUAUUUCAGAAGACUUUGGAAUGACUUGCGGAAGAUAAGGUCUAAAAGAGACGGAACGUGUUAAAUCCUCGGUCGUUAAUCAAAAAUGAAAAUACACUGAUAAAGUUUCUUUCCGGCCUUAGUCACUUCAAUAACGA